CCAUGGCGAAGCCCGACAGCGCGCUGCGGGAGGCGCUCGAGGACAGGGACCCGGGAAACCUCAAUAACCAUAUACAGAUAGUGUGGAGCGAUAUAGUCGGGGAGCCGGAGGGCGCUCGCAGCCCUGAGUGCGCGUGGCGGCUCAGCCACGUGUGCUUCAGCCGCGGGCGCGACUGCUGCUACACGCUGCUGGCGGUGCUCGUCGCGCCGCCCUGCGCGCUGCUGCUGGGCUGCGGCUUCGCGUGUCUGGCCUUUGAGCAAAUCUGGUGCACGACCCCCUGUCUCCGGUGCCUGAAGAUCUACUUCGCGUCGCUCCGCACGCUGGUGCAGUCCUGUAUGGCGGCGACAGUCGCGCCCGCCAUGGAGGCCGUCGGUCACAUCUGUCGCCACAUCAGGGUCAACAUUAGGCGAGACGCGCCCGACGACACGGACUUACUUGUAGUGUAGGCUCUUGGACUAUAAUGUAGCUUUAUUGACGUGUAUCCAAUUUUAGCUCUUCUAUUCUACCUAGUUCUUAGU
This is a messenger RNA of Aricia agestis (brown argus), 518 nucleotides long. RefSeq names its product caveolin-3-like. Bases 3 to 446 code for a protein of 147 amino acids. The transcript has 3 exons. Gene Ontology annotation, cellular component: caveola. Gene Ontology annotation, molecular function: molecular adaptor activity. Gene Ontology annotation, biological process: caveola assembly. The record is from RefSeq and is a predicted model, not a curated record. NCBI's taxonomy places the organism in Eukaryota, Metazoa, Arthropoda, Insecta, Lepidoptera, Lycaenidae.